This is a messenger RNA of Syngnathus acus (greater pipefish), 1858 nucleotides long. RefSeq names its product GID complex subunit 4 homolog (gene gid4). The coding region runs from base 131 to 820 and encodes 229 amino acids. Gene Ontology annotation, cellular component: extrinsic component of membrane; GID complex. The transcript has 6 exons. Gene Ontology annotation, biological process: protein targeting to vacuole; protein catabolic process in the vacuole; proteasome-mediated ubiquitin-dependent protein catabolic process. The record is from RefSeq and is a predicted model, not a curated record. Lineage: Eukaryota; Metazoa; Chordata; Actinopteri; Syngnathiformes; Syngnathidae.
ACGCUUUCGACCAAUCACAUUCCGGGAAACAGAGCUCUCCAUUCAGAGUUGCGCUGAGGUCGCCAGCCCAAAGAAAUAGUUUAAAGUUUUGGACCUCGGCGACUUCGGGCGCUCGCCUGCUCCGAAGUUGAUGACGGUAGCCGACGGUGACCCGUUGCCGCUCGCCAUGCCCGUCCCAGUCGAGUGCUGCCUUGCCCCGGACGCGGCCCGUCCAUCCCCGGGCUCGCUUGUCCCGCCUGGGCCGAUCAAUGGGCAGCAGCCCGGCGUGGCCACGUCGCUGCUGUAUAGCGGCUCCCAGUUUCGAGGCUACCAGAAGAGCAAAGGGAACGCCUACGACGUGGAUGUGGUUUUGCAGCACGUGACUCCCGAGGACUCCUACUUGUGUGGAUAUCUGAAGAUCAGCGGCCUGACUGAGGAGUAUCCGACGCUCACGACAUUCUUUGCUGGUGAAAUCAUCAGCCGAAAGCGGCCUUUUCUAACAAGGAAGUGGGAUGCUGAUGAAGAUGUGGACAGGAAGCACUGGGGCAAAUUUCAGCCAUUUUAUAAAGUGGCCAAAAGCUUCAACUCUGAUGACUUUGACUACGAUGCGCUGGAACGCAGCGAUUACGUCUUCAUGAGAUGGAAAGAGCAGUUCCUGGUCCCCGAUCACACCAUCAAGGAUAUCAGCGGCGCGUCCUUUGCAGGCUUUUACUACAUCUGCUUCCAGAAGUCCUCGGCCACUAUAGAGGGUUACUACUACCACAGGAGCUCGGAAUGGUAUCAGUCCCUCAACCUGAGCCACGUCCGAGAGCACAGUAUUCCCAUUUAUGAAUUCCGCUGAAAAGACUAGCGACAAAUGUUUUUGUCAAGGAGGGUUCCGCUCACGCUGCCCCGGUCUUCAAUGGGAUGCCCAAAAACAACAUCAAGAAAUACGGAUGGCGAGGGAGCCACUUGCUAUCCCAAAUGGAGCUCGGUGAACCCCCCCCCCCCCCCCCCCCAAAUCAGAAGACGCUCUCCGACUCCUGCGCAAGACUGAGAGAAAGAUGCGAAGGCUAACGGACGCGAUGAAGAGGUCUCACUGUGGCCGCAAAGCCCAUCUUGACCUCAUUUGCCAACCUGGCUUGAUUUUGGUUUUUAAUUAUGUUUUACAAAGGCAACAUUUGCUCACAAAAAGACAACUUUGCCUUGAAGUUGAACUAAGUAAGCCUUUCAGUCCUUUCUUUUCUCAUUUGAUUUAAAAGACUAAAGACAUCUUUCUAAUGUCGUGCUUUCACAACAACUGUUGACGUAACAAAGCUUUACAGAGCACAUCACGGAAAACAUUGGCAAUAAUACAAACACAACAACGAUCCCUCCAUUUGAAAAUCAACAACUGUCAUGCACUCUGGAUGAUCAAUAACCAUAUCGGGUUGUGACUCAUCAAAUAGUCUUAAAAUGACUUCAAAAUGGGUUUUUUUAAUCAAGCCCCCCCCCCCCUCUCUCAUUUACAAUUAUUAUUUUUGAAGAACCAUGUAACAUCACAUACCAUUUGUGUCGAUAUCACACAAGUCAAAGUGGCAAAGACUUUGCCUUGCUGGGAAAGUUAGUUUUUGAAGAAAUGGGACAAGGGUCAGUCUAGUGGAAGCGUCACUAAAAAAAAGAUUGAGCUUGAAACAGUCUUUGAGGUGCUCUUGGAAAAGUGACAAACUUAAAAUUACAUUCUAAACCUCCUGGUGCUUCACAUCAAAACACAAUAUUGUAUCGGACUUUGGGGGGGGCAGGAUCUGUUGAAUUUACCGAUAUGGCCGAUAUGGACUGAUGGCAAAAUGUACCUUGUGUGACAUUUGCUGGAAUACACCACAUUAAAAAAAAAUGUUGGAUGUGUCUGCUGCACCAAGCA